AUGUCUGUCGUCCUCGACUCGCCAGAUCUGGCAGCGCAAAACAGACACUUGCGGACUUCGCAGGAAAACUGCUAUGACGCCAACAUCAGUGCAUCAAAGACAUCUACUUCGAAACCCUUCUACCACCUGACUGCGCCCCAUGGCUGGAUGAAUGACCCGUGUGGACUUGGAUACGAUCCAUCCACAGGCAUCUACCAUCUUUUCUUCCAGUGGAAUCCAUGGGGCAACGACUGGGGCAAUAUGUCCUGGGGGCAUGCAAUCUCGAAGGAUCUUGUAUCAUGGGAGACAUUCGCUGAACCCGCCAUGACGCCGUCCGCCAAAUAUGACUGCCGUGGUGUUUUCACAGGCUGCAUGCGGGCUACCGACAUCCAGGGGAAACCGGGGCAGCUCACAGCCAUCUACACAUCAGUCAGUCAUCUUCCUAUUCACUUCACUUUGCCCUACACCUACGGCUGUGAGUCUAUUAGCCUUUCUGUCUCGAAGGACGGGGGUAAGACGUGGGGGCGACAGGAUUGCAACCCUGUCGUCUCUGGUCCGCCUGAACACCUCUCAGUAACUGGAUGGCGAGACCCUUUUCUCACAAACUGGUAUCGCGGUGGCCAAAAAGACGCAAACAACCAGUAUCCAGGCUUUUAUGGCAUCACAGCGGGCGGAAUUGUCGACCAAGCUCCUGCCGUCUUUGUCUAUACCGUCAACCCUGAAGAUCUUCGCCAAUGGCAAUAUACCGGACGUCUGGUAGAUGUUGGCCUUAACUUCCGACCCUCACGCUGGUCAGGCGACUUUGGAGUCAAUUGGGAGGUAUCGAACCUGCUCACAUUAAGCAAUGACUCGGGAGACUCGCGAGAUUUCGUCGUGAUGGGUGUCGAAGGGUGCCUGCGUCCUGAAAAUCCGGACCAGGAAACACGCCAACAAGCUCGCUCUAGGAGAGAUCCUCGGGGUCAGAUGUGGAUGUCGGUGAAAGCACGCGAACACACCUCUGGCGAUGAACCAUUGGCAGAUUAUGCCUUCGCUGGAUACUUUGAUCACGGUUGUUUGUACGCUGCCAACUCAUUCUGGGACCCACAGACUUCCCAACGUAUAGUGUACGGCUGGGUUACCGAAGAGGAUCUGCCUGAUGGUCCUCGCCAUCGCCAGGGUUGGAGCAGUAUGGUCUCAUUACCGCGUGUGGUGCGAUUAAUGACGUUGCAUAAUGUCAAGAAGGCUCGCAGCUCACCAUUGGAAGCGAUCACUUCCAUAGAGACCAUUACAGAGCCCUCUAAUUCUGACACGUUUACUAUCCAUACUUUGGGUAUUAGCCCAGACUCGCGACUCUCUCGACUUCGAAAUGCAGCUAAGCAUCAGCAAUUGGCUCGUCUGCCCUUGUCAGCUUCUCACGCUGUGUCAUCGGAGCCAACAUUGCCUCUAACGACAGCUCGCUGGGAAUUCCGGACGGAAAUCUCCGUCGGGCAAAGAUGCAAGCGCGUUGGGAUUGAGAUCGCGCAUAAUGCCAAUAAUGAUCAAUGCACCACGCUUGCGUGGGAUACAUCAAGCGAAACACUUACGAUCCACCGGCCGACAGUCAUCAAUACCGAGACCAAUCAUGGACAUGAGUCGGCACCUCAUACGCUCUUCACAUCCCGCACUGCACAAGGCGAGGAAGUCGAAGAGUCACUGCACGUGCAUGCAUUCUUCGACAAGAGCGUGCUAGAAGUCUUUGUGAAUGAUAGAACAGUCAUUACGACCAGGGUCUAUCACCCCUCGGAACGAUGCUUCGGUAUCAGAUUCUUUGCUGAGGCGGCCGAAGACGAGUCCCACGAGGCAUUGGCAACGAUUCUCCAGGCCGACAUGUGGGACGGACUCGGGGCAUAA
This is a messenger RNA of Penicillium argentinense, 1848 nucleotides long. RefSeq names its product glycoside hydrolase family 32 protein. Gene Ontology annotation, biological process: sucrose catabolic process. The record is from RefSeq and is a predicted model, not a curated record. Bases 1 to 1848 code for a protein of 615 amino acids. NCBI's taxonomy places the organism in Eukaryota, Fungi, Ascomycota, Eurotiomycetes, Eurotiales, Aspergillaceae. Gene Ontology annotation, molecular function: sucrose alpha-glucosidase activity. The transcript has 2 exons.